Messenger RNA from Lathyrus oleraceus (garden pea), 504 nucleotides. RefSeq lists its product as uncharacterized. Gene Ontology annotation, biological process: mitochondrial respiratory chain complex IV assembly. Gene Ontology annotation, cellular component: mitochondrion. Lineage: Eukaryota; Viridiplantae; Streptophyta; Magnoliopsida; Fabales; Fabaceae. The transcript has 2 exons. Bases 106 to 339 code for a protein of 77 amino acids. The record is from RefSeq and is a predicted model, not a curated record.
GUAUAUGGGUGCGCAAUAAAUUAGGUUGGCCUAGCCCGUUGAAUUGAGAGGUGUGAUUUGAUCUGAGUUGUUAGCUGAGUUUGUUGGUGGAAAAGGAGAGGAAAGAUGUUAUCACUGGGAACUUCAAAGGGGAUUCUAGAGAUCGUCAAGUUUGGGGUUUACGUUACUGUACCCAUCGUUCUUAUGUACGUUUAUGUCAGCAAUACCGACAACACCCUCCACAAGUUCAUCGAAAAAAAGUCAUACGUUGAAUAUCCCAAGGAUACACAAAAGCCACCACCGCCAGAGGAGCUUAGAGAGAUGGCGAGGGAGAUAGCUCGCAAAAGGAACAACCCCUGAUGCUUCUUGUGGGUUGGCAAUAGUAAUAGUAAACGUUUGUAAUGGACACCGUGUGAACUACGAAUAUUUGCUUCUUUCAAUUGUUUCUGUUGUUUUAUUAUGAAAUUUUCUGCAAUGAAAGGAACAUAUUGUUAUUAAGUAAAUGAGUCAACGUUUGCAAUUUCA